This is a messenger RNA of Drosophila ananassae, 1528 nucleotides long. RefSeq names its product hyphally regulated cell wall protein 1. Bases 94 to 1269 code for a protein of 391 amino acids. Gene Ontology annotation, molecular function: mRNA binding. The record is from RefSeq and is a predicted model, not a curated record. The transcript is spliced from 5 exons. Gene Ontology annotation, cellular component: cytosol. Lineage: Eukaryota; Metazoa; Arthropoda; Insecta; Diptera; Drosophilidae.
GCCACAUUAAAUACAAAUGUCAGGUGCCCAUCUCUAUGUUAAUAAAACAGAAAGAAAAAAAAUACAGCAAAACAUAUAGAGAAAAAUAAAUACAUGUCUACUACCGCGAAGGUGUUCGUGGGCAGCCUGCCUCCCGGCUGUAAGCCGGAGGAGCUACGUCGCCUUUUCGCCAACUAUGGAUCCGUCGUAGAAUGCGACGUGAUGAACCGCUGUGCCUUUGUCCACUUGGCCAACGUGGAUAUGGCGGACGCGGCCAUCUCGGCGCUAAAUGGUACCAAUUUUAAAGGUCAGAAUAUAGUCGUAGAGGCAGGCAGACCGAAAUAUGGUAAUGGUCCCCGGAAUGGCGGUGGUGGUAGACCCUCAGACGGUCCCACCGGCAGCCCAAAUAAAAGAUCCAACGACUCUGGAAACAACUUCAAGCGUAACAAUUAUCGCGAGGAAGGUAGUAGUCGGUUUUCUGGGGGAAACAACUUCAACAAGCCGAAUGAGUUUGGACCAAUGCGUAAGGAAGCUAACUAUAGGCAGGAGCGGAGUGCACCCUAUAGCAAAGGACCAUCACAACAGAGCCAAAGUAAGGAUGGAUUUAGGAACAACAAAUUCGCCUCUGGAGGCAAUGCCACAAAAUUCGGGGAGGGAAACCGCUUUAGCAACAACCGCUUCCAGCAGCAGAGGGACCAAAACGGUAGCAGGGGAUUCAGCAAUACCAGCAAGGGUCCGCCAACUGGCAGGAGACCUAAUUUUAAAAAUAGUCCAACAAGUGCUUACGGAGGUGGUGGGAGCCAAAGUGACUUUUCUACUGGUAGUAAUGCCGGUGGAAGCAACGGUGGCAGUCGGGGACCAGACAAUAAUGUUCGCCAGGAUCGCCGUGGCUUUGCGCUGCCUGUGGAACAUCAGCAUCAAGGUUUCAAUCGCUUCGCUAAUGGACCAAUCAAUUCGGGAAAUCGUGGCGAUGCUGGGGCUAAUGGGCUUUCAAGUCCACAUGGUGGACGGGGAUUUUUUAAUGGGGGCGCGGGAAUGAAUGGCAGACGCGGUAGCAAUGGACCACCUGGCAAUGAAUACAACAACCAGGAAGGAGGCAGGGGAUCGAGUAAUCGCGGUGGUGUAGCAGCCGGAGGUGGUGGAGGAAAGGGUCACCUGAAUGGCCUACAAGCAUAUCACACGGAGUUUCCUCCUUUGGGUAGCGGUGGUGGGUCUAAUGGCCCUACUCAGCGGAAUCGUUUCAACGGACCGCGACCUGGGCCUAAUAUGGGUGGUAAUAGAAGAUUUUGAAGCAAGUGCUGCUGGACGCAUUGCCUUCUUGCUGUUGGCCACUCCUUGUGAACACCAAUUAAUAUUGUAAUAGCCGAAUUUUGUUUUCCAUUGUUUCGAGCCCCGAAUCUUUUAGUAAAACCGACCGGUUCAUUUUUAUUUGUCCUAUAGCUGUACUUUUAAGACCAAGAUCAACAGUAUAUUUGUUAUUUGUAGUUAAGAUUGUUUCAAUAUUUAAUGCAAUACUUAAAUAAUCAUAUUACGUGUGUGCAACUAGAAA